AUGGAGUCUUUCAUGGAGGGUCUUGCUGGAAAGCGCGUGGUUCUGGCUGGAUGCGGAGGGGGAUGUGACGUGCUUGGGACUUCCGCGAUCUACCAGCAGAUCAAGGACAUAGCUCGACAGGUGGCGUUCUUCAGCCUCUCCUUUACGAAGGAUGGGCUGCUGUCUAAAACCUGCCAGCAGGUUGCACGAAAGUGUUGGCGGGUGGAUCCGUCGAACACAGCGAUCGCCGAGGAUCCGGGGCAGCAGGUCUACUUCCCGGAGGCUCGGAUGGCCAAGGCUACCGGGAUUCACAUCUACACCCUGUCCCAUUAUGCGACUUAG
Molecule: messenger RNA, 321 nt
Organism: Symbiodinium sp. CCMP2456
Lineage: Eukaryota; Dinophyceae; Suessiales; Symbiodiniaceae
Source: the annotation of a GenBank genome assembly